CAAAACUUGAUUGUUAUCUCAGCUCAAGGGAGAAGCAUUCAAAGUUCAAUAAGGUUGCAAGUAGCAGCAACAAGAGUAGAAUGGUGAUUGAAAGUUCAGAGGCUUUCUCCAAUGCUUCUGAAUGUCUCAGUUCUGUUGCUGACACAAGAAGCAGGCGACGAGAAAUGUAUAGAAUCAAGGACUGCAGAAUGAAAAGGGUGCUCCAAGUUGAUGAAUUAGAACAUCUUAAUCAGCGGCUGAAAAUACUUGAAGAAGACACGGAGAGUGUGAAGCAAGCUAUACUUUGGCAUGUGAAAGAAAAGAGGGGGUUGGUGAACAGAAUUUACCAUUACUUUCAGCGUAUGCAAUAUAUGCUUUCGCAUAGAAGGGGAGUAAAAGGAGAACAAGUUUGCCGCGAGAAAUUGAUUAUGAAGACUCCGAAGGAUGGAGGAGCUGUCACAGGUCUGCCAGAGGUUCUAUGCCAUAACUUAAAUCCAUCGUUGAUCACCAAAGGAUUCCAAGCUGCUAUUUAUUUUUCCAAGAAACUCUAAGUUACUCCCAUAUCUUUAUGAUUCUUCCAUCUGAGACAUCAAUAAAGUAUGAAACUUGUAUAUUUCCCACCAUUCUCCAAACGUUGUAUUCAUUGAAGUUCUUGAAGUCCGUUCAUAGAUCUUCCAGUAAUACUUCAGGGGCAUGACAAAUGUGUAGAAGAAAGUGCUGCUGGAAUGACCCAGUCUGUGCCAUUCACAAGCACCCUCUCGCCCAAAUAAAGAAGUAACUUCAAAGUGAGAACCAAAAAUGAAAACAAGUGCCUCAGAAAGGAGAUUUUAGAGGUGGAAGGUGUGACUGUGCAGGCUGAGCUUACAAUAAUCAUUACUACUUCCAAUUUACGGUGUAAUAAGAAAUACAAAGAAAAUUAUCAGCUGUUUGAUUCAACGACCGAUUCAAGUAAACUAGAUACAAAUGAAAAACUUUACCCAUAAUUACAACAUGCAAAGUGAGA
Messenger RNA from Neltuma alba, 982 nucleotides. RefSeq lists its product as uncharacterized. Lineage: Eukaryota; Viridiplantae; Streptophyta; Magnoliopsida; Fabales; Fabaceae. Bases 81 to 530 code for a protein of 149 amino acids. The transcript has 2 exons. The record is from RefSeq and is a predicted model, not a curated record.